AAAUCGAAAUUCCCAGAAUUCUGUCAUAUAGGGAAUUUAAUCUCACAAUGAAAAUUUGACAUUUAAAAUGACAUGCAUGUGGGUACGAAUAAAAGCUGCUUUACAGGCGUUUGAAGUAUCGGAGCAAUCUGACCAUUAGCAUUUUGCGGUGUUCACUUCGUGUGGCAAAAUCUUGCAACCAUGGAAGAGGAAAUGGUACAGGAAAUGCUACAAAUCCUUCAGGAUUUUGGAUAUACGGGACCACUACUUAAUUAUGGGAAAUUUAGCGAAGCCGUUGAUAUUGGACCAAAAUCUGUUCAAUUUACUGAACUUGUUGCAUGGUUAGCGGAAAAAAUUGUAUUACUCAGUAAACUUGAUGAAAGUGUUCAUCCUACUACAUCACCAGACGAUGCUAGUUCAUUUCUCUUAGAAUUAAGCUCCUUUCUCAAAGAAAUUGGAUGCAUUAAUCAACAAUUAAUGACGGGAAAUGUUAAUCAACGAUUAGCAAACAAAGAGCAAAGACUGUUUCUUCUAGAUUAUUUGCUAUCAGAGCUUAUGACGGCAACUUUAUUGGAAUCCAAAAAGCCCGUCGAAGAACACAUGGAAGUUACUAUUAGUGAAACUUCAACUGCGAAAAAUUUAAAGAAUAUUCUGGUGAUGUUAAGAUUUCAAAAACCACCGGAUAAUAUAUCGGCGGAAAUUCUUUUCAAUAAAGUAGCUACAAAAUUACAGGAAGUAAAAGCACAAGUACCGCCUCAACUUCUAAGUAAACCGAUAUUUGUUGGAAAAUUAUCUAAUAAUCAGUGGCAAAAAUUAAAAGAACUUCAGAGCGAAUUACAGUCGGAAUACACGAUAAGACGUGAACUUUUACUAAAACGAUUGGAUGUCACAGUUCAGUCCUUUUUGUGGUCGGAUAGAUUAAAAAGCAAGGAGAAUGAAGUGAUGACAUGUUUCAAAAGUAAAAGAGAUGCUAUGUUACGAGAGCCAGGCGUUUCCAUUGCUCAGUUAUUAGCGGCUCGCGAAGAUAUUGCGAUAUUGGAAAAGACAAGUAAUGCCUCGGUGCGUAAAAAUACUCGAAGUCAAGUGAAUAAAGUAAUAAUAGGCGCUGUUCCUGAUCGCGGAGGAAGACCAUAUGAACAGGAACCACCGCCACCGGAAAUGCCACCAUGGCAAAAAGAUCGUGCCGGAGGCCAAAACUUUGGGGGUGGCAGAGGCGGACAAUCAGCCAGAGGUGGUGGAAAUUUCAGUGGAGGAGGUGGUUAUGGAGGCAGAGGUGGCAGAGGCGGAGGCGGAGGAGGUGGAAAUUAUGGUGGAGGAGGCGGUGGUUACGGCGGUAGAGGUGGCCAUCAUGAUCACAAAGAUGCGUCAAAUAAUUUUGGUCAAAAUCGAUCAGCUCCUGAAAGAAGUUAUCGAGCAGAGGAUUACUUCAGUAGUAGUCAAAAACCAAGAGCAGAAGAUUAUUUUCAAUCUUCGUCACAAAAUCCAUCUGGUUAUGGAAAGCGUGGAGGUUAUGCCGAUCAUAGAGACGAAGGUAAACGUGGUCGAGUUCAAGGUGGAUGGAACCAAGGCGAUUCACAUUAUCAACGUGGUGGUUAUAAUCGUGGUGGAAGAGGACGUAAUUAUUAAUUUAUGCUUUCUUUUCAAUCGAGUGAAUUUUUUUUUCUAAUUUUUCUAUAAAAUUAAGUCAUAAUCGUAUAAAUAUUCUGUUAUGAACAGUAAUAAGUGAGAUAAUUUUGAAAUGAUAUUGUUCUUUUUCUUAAGUAAAAAAAACAUUGCAGUACAAUAUCAUUUUGAAGUGAUUUAAAUUAUACGAACAAAAAAGCAUAAAAACUGAUUUUUAAUUUUAUUUUUAAAAUUAAGCUAAUAGUAGAAAAUACAAAUUUUACAAUUUAUAUAAAAAUAAGUUUGUUUCAUAAGUUACAAUAUUUACAACUUUGCUUUAAAUUUUCAAAUAAAUGUUUACGAAAAGUA
Molecule: messenger RNA, 1950 nt
Organism: Leptopilina boulardi
Lineage: Eukaryota; Metazoa; Arthropoda; Insecta; Hymenoptera; Figitidae
Product: protein FAM98A
Exons: 6
Coding region: 181-1605 (474 amino acids)
Cellular component (GO): tRNA-splicing ligase complex
Source: RefSeq, a predicted model, not a curated record